Messenger RNA from Symbiodinium pilosum, 597 nucleotides. The record is from the annotation of a GenBank genome assembly. Lineage: Eukaryota; Dinophyceae; Suessiales; Symbiodiniaceae.
GACAUUUCGGAUGUUCGACAUUUGAAAGCUUCACUGUGCAAACUGCACGGCUUCCCGACGUGCAUGCAACAGCUCCUGCACAAUGGCAACAGCUUGGAGAAUUCCUUUGAGCUGGACGCCCUCAUGAACUUGCAGUUAAUCCUGGUAACCCCUUCCAACGAGGCUCAGCAGCUUAAGGCUGCAGGAGAGCUUCUCGACUCUUGCGCUCGAGGCAACCUGCAGAUCGCGCGACUGCUUCUGGAGGCUGGUGCCAACAAGAAUGCUAAGGAUGACCUGCUCAGGACAGCCCUCAUGCUCACCGCUGAGAGAGGCCAUGUGGAGAUCGUACGGCUGCUUCUGCAAGCUGGUGCUGACAAAGACAUGCAGGAUUGCCUCGGCGAAACAGCCCUAACGCUUGCAGCUCAGAAUGGCCAUGUGGAGAUCGCACGGCUGCUGCUGCAAGCUGGUGCCGACAAGGACCUGCAGCGUCACGUCGGCUGCACAGCCCUAAUGAUUGCAGCUUACUACGGCCAUACGGAGAUCGUACGGCUGCUUCUGCAAGCUGGUGCUGACACUGCAGCGUUACGACGGCUACACAGCCCUAUUGCUUGCAGCUGA